Oryzias latipes (Japanese medaka) is the source of this 1296-nucleotide messenger RNA. It is a transcript of the gene mrps26, whose product is annotated as mitochondrial ribosomal protein S26. Gene Ontology annotation, cellular component: mitochondrial small ribosomal subunit. The record is from RefSeq and is a predicted model, not a curated record. Lineage: Eukaryota; Metazoa; Chordata; Actinopteri; Beloniformes; Adrianichthyidae.
CAGGUCAGAGGUCACCCAUGUUACAGAUGGUGAAACGGUGAGCGCGUAAGGGUUCACUACGUCCUGACCAGUCGUUUACUGGACUUUCUGAUACCCCAUAAGCUUCAACCGAUUCAUCUGGACCGGAAAUGUUCCACGUCAUCGCCCGCAGGAGCGCGCCGGUGACUCGGCUGCUCCUCGCGCCGCGCGGCGCCGUGCUCGUGGAGAGUGUCCGCGGCCGGAAGUCCCGCGGUGACCCGGUGGCCAAAUCCAAAGAGGGGCGAAUAAAGGUGCCUCCUCCGGUUGACCCGAAGGAGAUGGUGGUCCUGAAGGAGAGAUUCACGGAGUACCAGCUGAUCCUGAGGGCGUUACGGCUGGAGUUUAAGGAGGAGGUUCUGCGGAAGAAGUUUGAGGAGGAAACGGGCUCGCUGGCAGAGGAGAGGGCAAGGCAGGACGCAGAGGAGCACCGCACUCUGAUGCUCUGGAACCAGGAGGAGAAUCUGCGCCUCCUGAAGGCCAGGGUGCUGAGGAUCCAGAAAGAGGAGGAGGAGGCUCAGCGCACCAAGAUGGAGGCUGUGAUGAAGCUGGAACUGCAGCAGGAUGAGUUCAUCAAACAGAAGGAGCAGCAGGUUUUACAGCUGCAGGAGGAGGCGAAAAACUUCAUCACCAUGGAGAACCUGGACCAGCGGAUCGAGGAGGCCCUGGACCAUCCGAAGAACUACAACUUUGCCGUGGACAGAGAAGGACGGGUGGUCCGGCAAACUGUGGUGCAGUGAUGCGUCCCCAAGGAGGAGCAGGACUUCACACCUGAGGGGGGCGGGGCUUCUGAAAGUUUUACUCUGAUCCCCUGAGGGACCCGAUGGAUGAUCUGUGAGGGGGGGGGGACCUGCCCCCAAGGACGCCCCCGCCCUUCUUCAGAGCUGUCUUCACCAGUUUGACAGAAAAGACUGCAAAGAUUAGAUCAAUAAAGUUUUGACUUUUUGUAAAACCCGGAUGUGUGUUGAGAGACCGGAUCGGCCCAAAGCUUUGGAGCUGAGCUUGUUGUGGGGUGGGGGUCACAGUGACCCACUCCUGUCCUGCAGGUUCCUCCUCUGAUGGGGUGGGAAGGUGCAACAAGUUGUUGGGAUUAAGAGGAUUGCUUUCAUUUCAUGGAGAGCUGGGAUUAUCAUCAGAUUAUCCCGCCUCUGCAGGAUUCAAACCCAUCAUAACCCUGCUUGGGGACGGCCUUGUGGACACACCGUCCAGCAGAACCUGGUCCGGCUCAGGGCCCGCUGUGAUCACAUGAUCAACCAUUAAAAACCUAUUUAUAACCAAAAA